AGCGUCACUUGCAAGAGCAGGGCGUAUCGUUGUGUCCACACCAUCUCUCAAAGUAGCCUAUUCCCCAUCGCCUACUACUCCCGCACCCCCUUCGCCACCCCUGCGCUUCACCAUUCCAUUCCCCUCUCCUCCCUGCUGGUGCUCCUCCGUCGCUGCUGCUUAGCAUUGUUGCCGCGGGGGCAUCAACAACCAUCCUCUCUGCCACAAUGGCGCACGCUGCUGCAUGCCUCCAGGCCUCCUCUGCUGCUCACGUAGCAGUCAGUCGUGCCGUCUCUGCCCCCUCCUCCUCCUCCUCCGACACCUCCGUCUUCUUCUCCGGCCUCCGCCUCCCCGCUUUGCAAUGCCGCUCCUCCAGCUCCCAUCGCGCUGCUUUCUCGCAGCGCCGUGUUUUCACUGCUGCUCUCACCGAGCAAGCCAGUAAGGUGGCCUUGACCGCCGACCUCGAGGGCGAGCCCGAGCCUCCGAUGCAUUUGUUUAAGAACAAGGAGCCAUUCAUCGGCACUGUCAAGUCCGUGGAGCGCAUUGUUGGCCCCAACGCCACCGGUGAGACAUGCCACAUCGUGAUCGACCACGGCGGCCAGAUGCCCUACUGGGAGGGGCAGAGUUACGGGAUCAUCCCCCCCGGCGAGAACCCCAAGAAGCCCGGCCAGCCCAACACCGUGCGGUUAUACUCCAUCGCAUCGACUAGGUACGGUGAUGAAUUCGACGGCAAGACCGCCAGCCUUUGUGUGCGCAGGGCUGUGUAUUGGUGCCCAGAAUUGCAGGCCGAGGACCCUGCUAAGAAGGGAAUUUGCAGCAACUUCUUGUGCGACUGCAAGCCCGGCGACAAGGUGCAGAUCACCGGACCGUCUGGAAAGGUAAUGUUGUUGCCCGAGUCGGACCCCAACGCGACCCACAUUAUGGUUGCCACCGGUACCGGGAUUGCCCCCUACAGAGGAUUUUUGAGGCGUAUGUUCAUGGAGGACGUGCCGACGUUCAAAUUCGGCGGGCUUGCGUGGCUGUUCCUGGGUGUGGCGAACUCGGACAGUCUUCUGUACCACGACGAGUUCACCAAGUACAAGGAGGCCUUCCCAGAGAACUUCAGGUACGACACUGCGCUGAGCCGUGAGGAGAAGAACAGCAAGGGAGGAAAGAUGUACGUGCAGGACAAGAUCGAGGAGUACAGCGAGGAGCUGUUCAAUUUGCUGGACAAGGGCGCGCACAUCUACUUCUGCGGUCUGAGGGGCAUGAUGCCCGGAAUCCAGGACACCUUGAAGAGAGUCGCAGAGGCUCGGGGUGAGAACUGGGAAGAGAAGCUCGCUAAGCUGAAGAAGAACAAGCAGUGGCACGUCGAGGUGUACUGAGUUCGUAGUGGCGGGUGGAACAAUGAGGAAUUUGUGAAUAGCGAUCUCCCUGUAGCGACAACCAAGAAAGGCUGCGUCGACAGGUGUGUGAGGCUGUCAAAUGUUUUUCUUGUUGACGAAGUAUGAUUAAAUUUUGCUUAAAUAGGGAAUGUAUUCUGUGUACUAUGUAGCGCAUUUAUGCCACAUGGGAACGUGAGUGGCUGUGAAUCAUCUUCAGAAAUUUGAAUGAAGGGAACUGUUAUUAUCUCGA
Messenger RNA from Physcomitrium patens, 1593 nucleotides. RefSeq names its product ferredoxin--NADP reductase, embryo isozyme, chloroplastic. Gene Ontology annotation, molecular function: oxidoreductase activity. The record is from RefSeq and is a predicted model, not a curated record. NCBI's taxonomy places the organism in Eukaryota, Viridiplantae, Streptophyta, Bryopsida, Funariales, Funariaceae.